Pomacea canaliculata is the source of this 3341-nucleotide messenger RNA. RefSeq names its product transcriptional regulator ovo-like. The transcript has 3 exons. Gene Ontology annotation, molecular function: DNA-binding transcription factor activity; RNA polymerase II cis-regulatory region sequence-specific DNA binding. Gene Ontology annotation, biological process: regulation of transcription by RNA polymerase II. Bases 1178 to 2560 code for a protein of 460 amino acids. The record is from RefSeq and is a predicted model, not a curated record. NCBI's taxonomy places the organism in Eukaryota, Metazoa, Mollusca, Gastropoda, Architaenioglossa, Ampullariidae.
UGUAAAACACCUCUUCACUCGUUCCACUAUACCUCUCUCCACAACAGCUUCAAAGAAAAGAUAUGUCUGUGUGUGUGUGCGCGCGCGUGCCCUCUCACUGUGCAGCAAGCCGCUGGCUGGAGAAGUGGUGACCUCCCAACCCCCCACUUUGUAGUGCUCCCACCUCCGCAAUAGGAAUGGUUUCAGUCCCGCAGCGUGCGAAGUUCCGGGUCCCCUAAGGGAAGGAACAGAGGCUAUUUAUUACUCACCUCCAGCGCGUACGUGCACGGGGUAUCCCUUCGGAUAAAAAUACUCGCUGGCGCUCGGCGAGCUUCCUUCCUCACGCGGCUACAAAACCUCUUGGCGGCCUCCUGGCCACGCAGCACAGCGCCGGCGGUUGCGAGCGUCAGCACGAGGUCCAGCCUCGCCGCCAGUCACGGAACGAACGCCAGCUCUGGACGUCUUCCUGCCAGCAGCAAGUCAACGGUGUCGUCAAGGGAGACGAGCGAAAAGAAAAACAAAAAGAUAAAAGUUGGAGAAACUUCUGGUUGUGAACUUGGAGUCGUUGUGCUCUGCGGUGUUGUCGGUGAUGGUUGUAUGUGAUGGUGGUGAAAAUAUUUCAGAGGAUAAGCGGGAGAAUGUUAUGCCGGACGUGACGGGUUGUGACGUGCUGAAAAAAGGAAUAUAUGGAUGAUCAGGAUUUUUGGUUUUGAACCACAUCCAACGAGACCUGCAGUUGUUUAAAAAAAAAAAAAAACCGGCACGAGUUCAUGAGGUGUGAAGCCGAUCAGUUGUUGGGGGAAUUUCUCUGGGGGAAUAAUUUCCUGAAAAAUUUGUGACAGCUUGUGACUGUGAAGCUGUGACGCACAGCUCCGAUCCCCCGAUGGUAGUCAGCAGCUGACUUCUUUUCCCGGACACGACGACCCAACACGUGGUGUUUAAUGACGUGUCUUACCGGAUUAUUUCCCUCGAAUGCCCUCGUCAAGCACAUGUGUGACUAGGAGCGGAGUUAUUUCCCUUGUGCUUAUUCGCUGCGUGUGUUCAGUCAAGUGAUCUCGACACCACUAACGCAAACUCAGAGUUGUCAAAAAGGAAAACAAAACAAAAAACACGCAAUAAGAAACAAUAAAGGCAAGAAUAUUUGAGGCUUUCUCGCUGUUUAGUUUCUGUAACUUGGUGAGUUGUUUGAAUCGUCGCCAUGUCCAGUUUAGGAGAUCGCGCUCUAUUCACGCGCCUGCUGCGCGAGUCAGUUCUGACACUUUGCCGAACGACGAUGGCCUCUCAUCGCUAUCUCAACGUCGACGGCAUCGUCUGCGUCACCACGGGUGAGGACAGUGACGACGAGGAGAGUACACGAUACCCCAUCGUCGUCAGGAUCCACGAAAAACUUCCUCGCCCCUCGGCUUUCCGCUCGGAACUGACCGUUUAUCCUAAGCCUCGCCGGCGACCGCACGACGCCACCUUCUACCCACAAUCCCAUCGUAGCAACAACAACAACUACGGUUCUUCAUCCUUUCUGUCAGCCGACGGUGGCAGGAGACCCGAAGCCAUGAUGAUAGACCACUUCAGUGACUACAAUUCCGGCAGGCAGUCCAGAGGUUCCUACCUGCCCGCCGACCUGCUCGGUGACCACGACAUAGAGAACAAAGUGCCCAGCAAGCUUCCGCGGUCUUCCAUCAACGACGGCCACUGCGAGAACUUUCGCCAGUCUUCCGAAAAAUCUGACCAAGAUGUCCGUACCCACGGCGACCCAUUUUUGCGGGCAAGAAGCGCCUCCGAAUCAGUCCUGGCCGGCAUGCAGCAGGACGUGGCGGACACGCUACCCCCCAAAUCCAAGUCAGCUGAUCACGUGAUUUCGCGCGAGAAUAUGCAGGUGCCGACCUCCUUCGCUGGACCCGAGCGCACGAGUGAGGAUGCCGGGUCGAAGGUUGCAGCGCAUGGGGGCGAUGGUUCUCAACCUUCCCGCGCUGCUUUGCGGCGUCUGGCUUGUCGAGUGUGCGAAGAGAUCUUCCUGGACAUCCUGUCGCUGGAGCGGCACAACUUGCAGCGCCACUCCCUUUACACUUGCAGCAUGUGCACCCACACCUUCACGGCGCGCAACAACCUCAAGCGCCACGCGCGCAUGCAUUCCGGCAUCAGGCCUUUCAAGUGCGGCACGUGCAGAGCGGCCUUUGCACGCAAAGACGAUCUCAAAACGCAUGAACUUCGCCAUGAGCGCCCUAACGUCCGCCAAACACUCCGGGUGUUGGAGAGGACCGGCUACAGUCACGGUCACCUCGUUCCCGCGGUUUCUAUGCACGCCUAUGAGGCUGUAAAGCACAAUGACAAACUCCUGCUGCGUCCCAGAAAAGCAGCGCAUGUCGGUUACAACGAAUACCCGCAAGAGUGCGCUGACAGCAGCAGCUCGGAUUUGACCCUUAAGCAACUGUGCCAAGUGCAGAGUCACAACACCCGCGCUCGCAGCAGAGAGCCACUGGAGGCGAGAGUCAGCGGCGCCACGGGCAAGGAGGAGCUGGACAAAGGCCCGUGGCUGAAGGGACGACGACGAGCUCGAAGAAACAAGUCGAGGACGAGGUCGUAGAAAACCUGUCCAGACAGUACUGGUGCACUGAGUGCCAGGUGGGAUUCCAGGAUGAGGCCACGCUCAGCUUGCACAUCGCGGACACGCACGAGCCGACGGGAAGGGGCCAGCGAGACGGUGACCCCGGACAGGAGGGGCGGCAGCAGCAGCGGGAGGAGAGUCACGAUGAGGUCUCGAAAAGGGACAAAACUACUUCCGAAGAGACAGAAGGAGAAGAAAGGUUAGAGGGAGAGAGCGUGCCUGUGGACCUGACAGGGGAGAGAAAGUCGUCUGCUGGUCUAGAGGAAAAUGGAGACAAAACGAGCAAGCAAGGGGAGGAUAGUAACGAUCAAGAGGAAGAGGGAGCGGGAGCUGAGAGGGGAGAAGAGCGCCGGGUUAUGGGUGGUAGGUGGAUCACGCUGGAGAAGCCUGGUCACGAGAACAUGGGAACGCUGAAAAGUCUUCCCAUGCGUCAGGAGCAUCGCGGAGCUGAGGGUCAAUCCGACCCCCAGCCGCUAGCGACUGGCGCGGGUUCCACGACCAGGGUCUUUUCUCAGCUGACCUCUGCCCCCUCUCCCGCGCACUCUGCGUCUCCUCUACGGGUGAACCUCUAUAAACUUGGCUCCGGAAAAGACUGGCAACACCACCCGAAGCAUGUUCACUACAGGCAACAUCCCUGUCAUCACGCUUGGUCAAGACAGACCUGGACAUCACCGGCACUUGUGGCUCGCCACCACUAUCAGCUGUCGACGCCCGCUUCGACCUCGCUGAGGGUAAAGGUGGUCUCUCCGUCCGAGAGAAG